AUCUCUUGGUCACCAAUACUGUGGAUAUAUGAGAAGAGCACAUUAUUGUUUUGGGAUUAUAUUCACGUGGUAUUCUUCUUUUCAACUUCCGCAUUGGUAAAGCGGCCUGCAGACGGAUGCUAGCUAUUUUAAAGAAGUUAUAAAAAGCAAGCAGCUCCCACCCUUAGCUAACACUUAAGCUAAGUCUAUGUAGUAAAAUAACGUCAGACGCAUCGGUGGCUGGCUAGCUAGCCAACCAUUUAACGCUAUCUGUAAAUUAGCUGGGCGCUGUGAUAGCUAGCCAUCAAUGCAAGACCCGUAACGUUAGAGCUUGCUGGCAUCCCUGAAUAACUCGUUUGGAUAAUAAUGGAUGUAACGAGUUGUCUCUCUUGAUUAUAAUCCCAAGAGGAAAUAGCACCACCAAGACUGGCACUUCCCAUUCACCGUUUUUGGACCCAGAACCAUUGUGAAACCCCUCGCAGUAAAUGAGGGGUUUAUUUUGACCAAACAAGAGUUGGUGGUGAUUAUUUGAACAGCAGAAAGGACAAGCCAAGACUGUUUUGGUGCAGCCUCCUGACCAGCCAACAUCAUACUGCCUCCUCUCUGUUUCAUCCAUAUCACAAACAAGGAGGCCACUGACCAGCACUGGAUGGGGAAAAUUGCUUGCAUCCUGUUUUCAAGGUUGGACGAGGAUACUUCAAACCUGAGAAACCUCAAGAUACAAAUGGCCCGAAGAGUCUCCAUCUUCAUUGCAUAAAAGCCGGAGUUUUUCACAUUUUUGUUGAGGUCAUUUUUAGGAAGUUGCUCUGGAGUGGCUGUAUCCUCCAUGGGAUUGUUGUGGGAGGGUGUUAUCCAAGCCUCUAUGCUCUCUGCUGGAGAAGGAAGCAGAGGGAAGGCCCUGGAAGUCCCUGGAGAAGAGGGCUAUCAAGAAAACGGCCUGUAGUUGGGAGGCUGGCGGUUACAUAAUUAACAGGCGCGGUCGUCCACUAACGCAGUGGAAAAAGGAGAACAGUGGGGGAACUGAGUUCUUCUAUGUUGCCAUUGCUGGCUGCUGUAUAAAAAUACCAUUAUCUAUUCACGAAUAUCCCCAAGUGCUCCAGAUCAACACUGCAAUUUUAGCUUUUCCUCAGAAAUUUCAUUUACAUGGAUACUAAUGGAUGUUCUACUGGAUGUUCCCUCAGAUAUUUUGGAAAGACCCACACCAUCACCUCCUGCUUGUUGUGUUCCAAUCAUAUCCCUGGUGCAGUUGGCAGGUGAGGUGGUUUGAAUCAGCCACCGGCAGGGUUUAGGGAUGCCCCGACACAGGAAAACCAGGCUACUCCACUGGCCCGCUUACAGACUGCUGUUGCUAAUACAAGUCCUGGACUGAAAGCCAAUUGUCUCCUCCUCAAACAGAGAGCAAGGGGUUGCCAUUUUUUAUUUGCAAGACUUUUUUUUCACAUUGCUACAGCUGUCCAGACUGCUGAUCUCUGGGUGCUAAAAAUUUUGCAUUUAAGUUGAUAGGAAUCUCCAUACAUUUUGCUGGCACAGACUUGGGUACAAACAAGCUGAUUUCCCUUUUUAGGUCUUGACCUGCACUUUUUUUUUAGACAAAGAAAGUCACAGAGGAAGGAAGGAAGGAAGCCAAAUUAGUUUAUCAUACCAGACAUUUUCUUUUUCUGUCAGCCUCAUUUCAUCUCUUGCUGUUGCAUCUCCCAUCAGAACAGGUCUACCUCUGUCAACUCUUGUACCUCACUGUACUCCCAUUUAAAGACCAGUCAAAUCAAACUGGACCAGUUCACAGCAGGCGCAAGGUUCAUCAGUUUAGCUGAGGUUUUCUGUCGGUCAGGAUUUGAUUGGACUUUCACAGCACCAAAUCACUUAAGAACUGAUUUGGCGGAAGGGUCUGAACAUGUUUUUGUUUGUUUUUUAAUUUCUGCAUGAUCAUGAUUUUCACCAGGCCUUUAUUCACGUUGCUAUACAACAAGCAGAUUUCCCUAUUUUAGAUUGAUUUCACUCUUGUAGAAACAGACCCAUAAGAGUUAUUGUGUCUACUGGCUUUUAUUAGUACUUGAUUGAUGUUUUGAUUAGAACAAAGUCAAACUACUUUCAUGUAAAUAUCUUCAACUGUGUAAGAGACUGACAAGACUUUUACAGCAGAGUGACUUGUAAGCUUCUUUUAAUCUCUCUCUCACACACACACACAGAGUAGAUCAGGAUUGACCUAAGAACCUAGAAAACAAGCAUUGACUCCUCCUCCCAUCUCGGUCUGGUGAUGCAGAACAGUGUUUCUCUCCUUUCCACGUGAAAGAGGAAGCCCUCCAUUUCUUUUUUAUCUCUCUUUUGCCUUUUUUUUUCUUCAGUUUGCCAAUCCAUCAUUUUCACCCCCGAACUAUAAAUCCAUUCAGCACACCUUAAGCAGCAUUAAACUCUGAAUGUCAAAUUUCUUGGUGUAGCAGCUGCUGAACACACACACACACACACACCACCACACACGGGAAGGGAUGCCAGGUGGCAGCAGUAAGAGUGGUGGGCGGGGUCCAUCCUCGUCACCUCUUCCCCAUGCUGUUGUCCCGCCCAGCAGACCCCUGCGACCCUCCCGGUAUGUCCCGGUGUCGGCAGCCACCUUCUUCCUGGUUGGCUCCACCACGCUCUUCUUCUGCUUCACCUGCCCGUGGCUUUCGGAGCGUUUCUCAGUAGCUGUGCCCAUCUACAAUGGAGUCAUCUUUUUGUUUGUUUUGGCUAACUUCUGCAUGGCCACAUUCAUGGACCCCGGCAUCUUCCCGAGAGCUGAGGAGGACGAGGACAAGGAGGACGAUUUCCGUGCUCCCCUCUACAAGACCGUAGAGAUCAGAGGGAUCCAGGUCAGGAUGAAGUGGUGUUCAACCUGCCGCUUCUACCGGCCACCACGGUGCUCCCACUGCUCCGUCUGUGACAACUGUGUCGAGGACUUUGACCACCACUGUCCGUGGGUGAACAACUGCAUUGGCAGGAGGAACUACCGCUACUUCUUCCUCUUCCUCCUGUCUCUGACCGCUCACAUCAUGGCCGUGUUUGGCUUCGGCCUGCUCUUUAUCCUCUACCAUCGCCAGAACAUCGACCGCCUGCACGCCAUCGUCACGCUGGCUGUAAUGUGUGUUGCAGGCCUGUUCUUCAUCCCUGUUGCUGGCCUCACUGGUUUCCACAUAGUGCUCGUAGCCAGAGGCAGGACUACCAACGAACAGGUAACAGGGAAGUUCAGAGGAGGUGUUAACCCAUUCACCAACGGCUGUUUGAAGAAUGUCUCUCAUGUCCUCUGCAGCUCACAGGCACCCAGGUAUCUGGGCAGGAAGAAGUGUGUGCAGAGUGUGUGUGUGCAGCCUCCUUUUCUGCGGCCACAGCUCACAGAGGCCCAACUAGCUGCAAAGAUCCUGGACAACGGCAUACAGGGAGACCUGCACCGGUCGAAGUCCAGUCUGGAGAUGAUGGAGAGCCAGUCAUGUGACGCCGAGCCUCCUCCUCCUCCUAAACCAGAGCUCCGCUACCCUGGAAUCACCAGAGGAAACACGGAGGAGUGCAGCCUGCUGAACAAAGCCCCUCCCACCCCCACCAUGUACAAAUACAGGCCCACCUACAGCCCUGGCAAGAACCACACCGCGCUCACACACGCUUAUGCCAACCAGUUAAGUCGAGGGGAGAGUGUUGGCAGUGCCAGGGACUCCUCCUCCUCCACCUCAUCUCUCCUCCAGGCCAGCCAGCAGCCUGGUUUCCGCUCCCAGCCCAGCCUGGACCGGAGGGACACUGCAUCUGACAGAGUGGGAGGGGGAGGAGGUGGGGAGAGGAGGGAGGGAGGAAGAGAGGUGGGAGGAGGGGGCAUCCCUGGCUACUCCCUCGGCGGACGUUCGUAUCCCUCCUUCUCUGACCCCACCGUCCUAUCAGGAGUGCCGUCACGAUCUUCCAGCUCCACGCACACCUCAGCAGGUGCUGCCCACGUCUCCGAGGCAACCACCACCUCCGCCAGCUUCAAAAGCUUAGCCAAUCAGACACCCCCGUCUCACCACCCGUCCCGCAACGGGAGCCUGUCAUAUGACAGCUUACUGGCAGGUGGUGACGAUUUCGACAAAGGCGUGCCGUCAGGUUCGGCGGCCCCUGAGGUUUCCUCCGGUAGACCCUGUACACCGGCAGCAGGCGGCUACAGUUCCCCCUUCCUCUCAUCACAACAAAGAGUUACUGAGAUGCACUCUCAGUCCUCGCCCCAUCACCACCACCGCUCCUCCCACCACCACCACCCCUCCUUCCUCCAUCGCUCCUCCUCUUCCACGUCCUCCUCCCCACCCCCUCCUCCAGAGAGGGAGUGUCUGCUGGGCGAGCCCCAUCCCGGCGCUCCCCCCCUACCUGCCAAUCAGGCCUCGGCUCCCCCGUCCUCUUCAGCCCCGCCUCCCCCACACCACCACCACCACCACCACCAUCACCACCACCACCACUCCCAUCAUCACCACCACUCUUCCUCCUCUUCCUCUGCCUCCCGCCCUCCUCGCUUCGCUGUCCCUCACGCACCACCCCACCACGCUUAUCCCUACCGCACCCGCUCAACGGACACCCCUCUGGGCUCCUCCACCACCUCCACAACCCACCCUCCCCGCUCCCCGCACCCCCCGCCUCUGGGCAAGUCGCUCUCUUACUCGAGUGCUGCCGCUGCAGAAAUGCAGUACCGACUGGUCCGAAAGGCCUCCGCGUCAGCCGGAGCGAAUGCAGCGGGGGUAGGAGGAGGAGGUGGAGGGAUGGGAGGAGGAGGAAUACAAGCGCCGAAGGAUGAGCUGAUCCAGAUGAAGCCUCUGAGUCGGACCACUGGGGACCAGCACUUCUCCUCCACCCCCUCCUGCUCUGCCCCUUCCUCUCCCUCUCACCCCGUCAGCGUGUCUGCCCGGCCCGGAGUGGCCUAUCCCAGCUCGGCAUUGAUGCAGAGCCCCGCCCAUAAGCACCAGGGUGGCGGGGUGAAGAAGGUGACAGGCGUCGGGGGCACCACCUAUGAGAUUUCUGUCUGAGUGGCAGCCAGCCUCUAGCUCGAGGACUAAUGUGACGAAGAGGAGAUACAGCUGUCUCUGUCUGCCUCUGAGGGAGCGAGUGGGGUUUUUCAUAACACAAGAAACCACUGACCUACUGUGGACCUACUGUGGACCUACCGUGGACCUACUGUGGACCUCUGAGGAUGAGUUGAAAUAUUUAGUCCAGAUCUCACUCAUCACUUGCUGAUUGACUGAGGAGCUAAACUGUCCUGGACUGUCCUGUCCUGCCUCCAGACAUCCACCUUUGUGACUGUGCUGUAAAAAUGACAGUAAGACCUGGACUGAUGUAAGCCAGGACCUGUUGACACUGGGCUAUAAAAGACUUUUUUUUUUCUUUUUUGGAUCUCACAGGACCAAACAGGAACCAUGAUGUGGCUCUUUUUUGUGGGUUUUAGCCUCACAAUAGCUCAGUUGGUAGCAUGAAGCACUAGCAUGGUCGGGUCUGGGUGUUACAGUAUAUAUAUAUAUAUAAGUAUAGCAGCGCAAGGCAUUACCACUGCCAGGGUGAAGAGCCUGGUCCCAGCUGGAGCCACCAGUAUGCUCUGGACGAGGGUUUGACGACUGUAGGUUUAUGAAGGGUCAUAUCAGUGACUUUGGUGGAAAAGUUGAAGAUUUUAACAUUUCACCAUUUUCACACUCACAUUCAGAACAUAACUGAACACAAAACCCCACGAUGAUGAUGAUGAUAGUAAUAAUGAAUGCAUUCAUGCACACUCGGUGCAAAACCUAAGUAGGAUCCAUUUAAAGAUGAAGGCCUCUUAUAGACGACCAGUUUAGUGCUAACUAAACAUGUGACCAGUCGAAACAAGUCAUAUCAGAUUAAGUCAUAGCAAGUUCUUAAUGCAAGUUAUGGCUAUAGUUGUCAGUUAAACCCUUCUUUUUAUAAAAGCCUCCACCAAACGGAGGGUGUUGUGAUUGCAUUGGACCAAGAAUAUACGUAAAUGGUGUUUGUGUUGCAUGGAGUCAGUAUUGCAGCCCAGGCAGAAUCCCUGUAACCUGUUGUCACUGUCGUCUCAGUCGCAGCCUUCCAGUCGGUCCUGGAAAUGCACAACACGACCUGAAAGGAGGUCAGCAAUCAAGCAGUUAGCAGGAUCUAUUAUGGACUUGUGACAAUCUACCAGUGGCUGGAAGGAAUGUCACACAUGAACUUUCUGAACCACGUUGCUACGUGAAUUGACUUGCCUUUUGACGAAGGGAUGAAAAAUGUGACAUUGAAAAAAAAAACAACAACAAAACAAAACAAAUGCUGAUUCCCUGUUUCUUUGAUUCAUUUGUUGAUUUCUUCCUAGAUGUGAAUAUGAU
Molecule: messenger RNA, 6305 nt
Organism: Chelmon rostratus (copperband butterflyfish)
Lineage: Eukaryota; Metazoa; Chordata; Actinopteri; Chaetodontiformes; Chaetodontidae
Gene: zdhhc5a
Product: zinc finger DHHC-type palmitoyltransferase 5a
Exons: 13
Coding region: 2463-4982 (839 amino acids)
Biological process (GO): protein palmitoylation
Molecular function (GO): palmitoyltransferase activity
Source: RefSeq, a predicted model, not a curated record